AUGACAGUGAAGAAGAAUCAGACUCUGCAGAAUGGUAGUGCCAAGGAGAACGUGCUGCAGAGGGUCCUGCAGCUGCCGGUGGUGAGCUCGACCUGCGAAAGCCUCCAGCGCACCUACGCCAGCACCAAGGAGGCCCACCCGCUCAUGGCCUCGGUGUGCGAGGUCUACGAGCGGGGCGUGCAGGGUGCCAGCGCCUUGGCCAUGUGGAGCGUGCAGCCCGUGGUGCGCAGGCUGGAGCCUCAGUUUGCUGUGGCUAACGACCUGGCAUGCCGGGGCUUGGACCACCUGGAGGAGAAGAUCCCUGCCCUCCAGUACCCUGUCGACAAGCUUGCAUCUGAACUGAAGGGCACCAUCUCCUCCCCCCUCCAAAGUGCCAAAAGCACCAUUGGCAACUCCGUGGAUAAGAUCAUAGAGCUGGCAGCAGAGGGCUACGAGGCCACCAAGAGCACGGUGGAAACGACGGCAAGGUACACGAGGAGGAACUCGGUGAGCCAGAUGGCAGCCGCAGGGGUCGACACAGCCCUGGGAGGGCUGGAGAAGCUGAUGGAGUACCUGCUGCCAGAGGAGGACGAAGAAGCAGAUCAGAAGCCCAAAGAGACAUGUGAGUCAGCAGCAAAGGUCUCCCAGCAGCAGUCCAGCACUCCCAGUGCUCCCAGUACCCUGGGCCGGAUCAGUGCCUUGGUUGGUACCGUCUCCCACCGCGCUUACCAACAAACUACCCAAAGCCUCCAGCGUGCCAAAGCCAAAGGGCAGGAGCUGGCUACCUGGAUCCCCAUCCUGGGCAACCUGGCCAAGCCAAGCGUACCUGAAGCGCCACGGCUCCACAGUGAUGGGCAGAGCACCACGGCCGGCUGGUUGAGCCGGCGGCAGAGCAAGGUGCCAGAGCAGAAACAGGAGAAGGCGGGGAAGAAAGACAACAACCACACCAAGGAAGCAGGGGACGACCCUGGGCUGGUUGGCAGCAUGGCUCACAACCUGCAAACUGCCUGCGCCUCGGGCAUCUCCAGCGUGAAGAAGGUCCCGGCCGUGGCCUGGGACGCGGCGGAGGGGUUGAUCCUCUUCACCCCCCGCAGGCUAUCCAAGGCCAUGGAGACGAUGGAUGCUCUCGGGGGGACCCUCGUCAGUGCCCCCAAGCAUCUGCUGGGCACCCUGUACAGCUACGUGCCGCUCCGCAGGCAGUCAGUGAAGGAAGAGGAGGCAGCUGCAGGCAGCAAGCCGAGCCCGGAGAAGGAGCAGAAGGAGGAGGAUGCCAAGCCUGCCGCUCCCUCCGCUGAGGAGAAAUCCCAGCUGAGGGGCGACUGGCGGCUGUACCGCGGCCAUCACCCCCUCUCCUUCCUGGGGCUCGAGGACCCUCUCUUUCUGCGGCACAACCUCUACCGCAGUCCUGCCUUCGAGCCCGAGUGCCCCCUCCCACGGAAAUCCGCCUUCGCCCCCUACAACAGGAGGGUGAGCGAGGGCUCCUACCGCUUCAGCCCUGAGGCCAUGUACAGCCGGGCUUACUACACCAACCUCUACAGUCCUGCCUUCAAGAAGGACUGA
Messenger RNA from Haliaeetus leucocephalus (bald eagle), 1539 nucleotides. It is a transcript of the gene PLIN1, whose product is annotated as perilipin 1. Gene Ontology annotation, biological process: lipid metabolic process. The record is from RefSeq and is a predicted model, not a curated record. The transcript has 8 exons. NCBI's taxonomy places the organism in Eukaryota, Metazoa, Chordata, Aves, Accipitriformes, Accipitridae. Gene Ontology annotation, cellular component: lipid droplet. Bases 1 to 1539 code for a protein of 512 amino acids.